This is a messenger RNA of Acytostelium subglobosum LB1, 2358 nucleotides long. RefSeq lists its product as hypothetical. The transcript is spliced from 2 exons. The coding region runs from base 1 to 2358 and encodes 785 amino acids. Lineage: Eukaryota; Evosea; Eumycetozoa; Acytosteliales; Acytosteliaceae. The record is from RefSeq and is a predicted model, not a curated record.
AUGGCCACCAACAAUGCUCAUCACUCAUUGGCAUUCGUCUUCAACUCGUCGACAUUCAACAACCAAUCAAGAUCCCAUCGUUUGAGAUUGGUCCAUCACGUCCUUCAUCAUGCCUACAAGAUUGGAGCAACUCGAUUGAUCAAACUGUGCAUCAAUCACAUUGAAUCACUCAAUCAACUGCAUUGUGAUGAUGAUGAUCAACCAUUUACAGUUCCAUUGACUCCUGUGAUUGGUAACAGGGGCACAUCAGACCAACAUGUCUUGGAGAGAUCAUUCCACAUGGUGAUGGGUGAUACCAAACUUGUCACACUGAUCAUGCGACACAUUGGACUCAUUCACUCAUCAUCCAAAGCGAUCAAAGGAUCAACAUUGCUGGACAAUCACAAACUUUCUGAUUACAUCAAGUAUGGUGCCACUGAAUACUUGAUACAGGCAUACACCUCAAUCAAACAAUCAUUCCCUCACAACACAACAUUGUUGUAUGAGGCAUUCGCCAAGUGUAACACCAUUGCCUUGGAUGCACUCCUGUUCAAUCCAAACAUGAGCGUUUACUUUGACGCUGGUUGCCUUGCCGAGAUGUCGUCAUCAUUCUCACAUCCACAAUGGGACCGUAUCGUGGAUGAGUACAUCAAGUUCACAUACCAAUAUGCCACGCCAAAAUGGUUCCAAAGGGACCACUUCUUGUCAACGGUCAAACAUCCAGCAAUCGUUCGUAAGCUCAUGGACUUUGGUGUUGAAUUCAAUCAAAUUGAGGAGACAUAUCACAUCAUUGAUGAAAACUGGUUCACCAGGCCAUGUGCCCUCGAGACACUCCAGUUCUAUCUCCAACACAAGAUCUUGGCUCCUUCAAUCCUACCGCCAUUGAUGAAUGAGUGCUGCAUGAAUGGACCCAUGGAAUCAUUCGACAUGUUGAUGUCAAUUAUAGAUGAUACCGACCAAGUUUAUGAUGAUGAUGAUGAUGACAAUAAUUAUCAUACUGAGGACUGGAUCAUUUAUUUCUCGGAUCAGUUUACAAAGUGUGGACAUUUGGACAUUGUGAAACGAUUGUACUCAUACCUUCAAAGAAAAGACGUUGACCUGACAAAACUCAUUCUGAGGGCAAUACCAUGCGCACUGGAGAAAGGUCAUUUGGAUGUGUUCAAUUACCUCAUGGAUGUUCUGCCAUCAUUGAUCAUCGGUGGUGGCGACAAACCAUCAGACGACGAUGAUGAGAGCGCCGAUUCAGUUGCCAAGGUUGCCAAUGUUGGAAGCGUUCAUCACAGUAACAUAUCAAUCGACUUGAUCAAAAGAUUGAAUUCAUGUCCGUACAUCAUGUUCAAAGCAAAUGAUGAUUGUCUUAUUCAGGCUCUCAAGACUGGCGACACGGAUCUGAUCGAACACUUAUUCAUGGAGCUCAUAGAGAGAAAAACAAACUAUAACCUUGGGAACUCAUUUAAAGUGGCAAUGGAGGUUGGUAAUGUUAACAUUGCCAGAAAGAUGAUUGCAAUGCGGCCAGAGAUGAAGGUGUCCGGUGAUCACGUACUCUCGUUACUUAAGUCGCUAGGUGGACGUGACAUUGCCAGAGAUGAUAAAGUGACCGAGUCCACAAUCAUUGAGAUUCUCAGAUUAUCGCAUGGAACAUAUAUAAACGUAACAAAUAUGGUUCGGGCAGCAUCCAACAACUCGCUGUCUCUGAUCAAGUUGGUGGUCGAGCACUUCAACUCAGUGCCCGAGAAUGAUGUUGACAGAAUGUCAGCCACAGACUUUAGACAAUCGAUUGAUGUGUGUGCCAAGCGAUGCGAUAUCCAAUCGAUUGACUAUCUGAUCGAUGUGGCCAUCAAUGUCGAUGGGAGGAAUCCACAAGAUGAAAUCUCGACUGGUGUCAGAUAUGGAUGGGAUCAACAUCGGAUACAUGAUAUCAUCACAUUGGAUGUGAUCACCAACUCGUCAGUGUUGACGUAUUUCAUGGACAAAGGAUACAUCAAUGUUUGUGACGACAAUGACAAGUUCAACAGCAAUGCAUUGACCACCAUUGUCAACAACGCAUGUGUCAGUGACAACUUGGACAUAAUCCGCACGAUCUAUCAACGAUGUUUGACACCAUCACAACUCCAGAGAUGUCUUCCAUCAAUGUCCAGUAUCAACAAAGCAGUGAGCAACAACCAUCACAGAUUGAUCUGUUAUAUGUUUGAAGGUGAUCGUGAUGUUGAUCGUGUUGGAUCACCGUCAUCAUCAUCACUCUCACCUUAUGUUCGAGCAGGUAUCAAUCAACGAUCCAUCAACAAUCUGGUCAAAUAUAUUCGCCAUCAAGCCUGUGUUGAUGGAUGUAUGAACAUCAUCAACAUGUGUGAUCGUAUCAUUGAAUCAAUCAACCAAUAA